GAAUACGAGCUGUUCGACUUCAGGAAGACUGAAGUUCCUCCUCUGCUGCUGAUCCUGGACCGAAGCGACGACGCCAUCACGCCGCUGCUCAACCAGUGGACGUACCAGGCGAUGGUCCACGAGCUGCUGGGUCUGAACAACAACCGGAUUGACCUGUCCAGAGUCCCGGGGAUCAGUAAAGACCUGAGGGAGGUGGUGCUGUCUGCAGAGAAAACUUGUAUCUGAAUUUCGGGGAGAUCGGCACCAACAUAAAGAACCUGAUGGAGGAUUUUCAGAAAAAGAAGCCGAAAGGGCAACAGAAGCUGGAGUCCAUCGCUGACAUGAAGGCGUUUGUAGACAACUACCCUCAGUUUAAGAAGAUGUCGGGCACCGUGUCCAAACACGUGACGGUGGUGGGGGAGCUGUCCCGGCUGGUGUCGGAGCGGCAGCUCAUGGAGGUGUCGGAGGUGGAGCAGGACCUGGCCUGUCAGAACGACCACUCCAACGCUCAGCAGAAUGUCCGACGGCUGCUGCAGAACCCUCGCGUUACGGAGCUGGACGCCGUCCGUCUCGUCAUGCUCUACGCUUUGAGAUACGAACGCCACAGCAGCAGCAUCCUCCCGUCGUUGAUGGACGAGCUGAGCAGGAAAGGAGUGUCUGAACGAUACCGAAGG
Messenger RNA from Austrofundulus limnaeus, 653 nucleotides. RefSeq names its product vacuolar protein sorting 45 homolog (gene vps45). Gene Ontology annotation, biological process: vesicle-mediated transport. NCBI's taxonomy places the organism in Eukaryota, Metazoa, Chordata, Actinopteri, Cyprinodontiformes, Rivulidae. The record is from RefSeq and is a predicted model, not a curated record.